ACACCUAUCGACUGACGUGUGACGUACUGAUUUGUACUAUUGUACUUAAUCGACCGCCUGCUGUAUUUUGUGUUCUUUACAGAGCUUAACACGUCCACUUCUUGUUUUCGGUAACUUUUAUCACUCACUGGUGAAAGUAAACGACUGUUUUUGGGCUUAAAUCGCAACGUAACGCAACUGUAGAUAACGUUAGUUCGUUUGCCGGUUUAAAAUAGGGCGCGAGAUCACAUGCGCGAGUUGGGGACAGUUUGGUGACACAUAUGCUUUCGAUUAGAACUUGUCCGUUCAGAACAAUGAUGUGAACUCAUUAAACCGGCUUUCUUAACGGAUUCAAAAAUCUGCCAGUGGUCUGGCGUUCAAGUUUAUGGAGGAAUGAAACUCAAAAGUCUACGGAGCAAAGUUGAAAACGGGAUCAUUUGACUCAAGUUUGGAUCCUCCCUGACAUGCUCACAGCCAUGGUGACUAAAGUAUCUUUGCGGCUUUCUGAAUGAACUCCUUGUGCAAUGGGGACUCCGAGAAACGGCUUCAGCAAACGAGAGACUUUCAUUCUCUCUGUUGAUGUGGGAACAACCUCCAUCAGGUGCCAUGUGUACGAUAAGAGCGCCAGAAUCAGGGGGUCCUGCUCCACAAAGGUGUCCCUGCUUUAUCCUCAGCCUGGAUAUGUAGAGAUUGACCCUGAGGAUCUGUGGAAAGGGUUUGUGACUGUAGUCAAAGGAGCAGUUCAAGACUCAGGCUUACAGAUGUGCCAAAUGGAAAGUCUUGGCAUCUCAACCCAGAGGGCAACGUUCAUAACAUGGGACAGAAAUACGGGAAAACCGUUUCAUAAUUUCAUCACCUGGCAGGACCUGAGGGCAGCCGAGUUGGCGAGAUCGUGGAACAGGUCCUGCGCUAUGAAGACGGUACACGGAGUGAUGAAGAUGCUGCACUUCCUCACCAGACAGAAGCGGUUCCUUGCAGCCAGCCUGGUAGUUUUUACCACCCAGCAUGUGUCACUGCGUCUUGUCUGGGCCUUGAACAAUAUCCCUCAGUUGCGGCAGGCAGUCGAAGACGGCUCCUGUUAUUUUGGGACCAUAGACACCUGGCUGCUGUACAAACUGACUAAAGGUGGAUAUUUCAUUAUGAAAUAGAAAUGUUGUCCUGUU
Messenger RNA from Sinocyclocheilus grahami, 1142 nucleotides. Its product is annotated as putative glycerol kinase 5. Gene Ontology annotation, cellular component: mitochondrion. The transcript has 6 exons. The record is from RefSeq and is a predicted model, not a curated record. NCBI's taxonomy places the organism in Eukaryota, Metazoa, Chordata, Actinopteri, Cypriniformes, Cyprinidae. Gene Ontology annotation, molecular function: kinase activity. Bases 504 to 1127 code for a protein of 207 amino acids. Gene Ontology annotation, biological process: triglyceride metabolic process; glycerol-3-phosphate biosynthetic process; glycerol metabolic process.